Molecule: messenger RNA, 1248 nt
Organism: Procambarus clarkii (red swamp crayfish)
Lineage: Eukaryota; Metazoa; Arthropoda; Malacostraca; Decapoda; Cambaridae
Source: RefSeq, a predicted model, not a curated record
AUGGAAAAAAAAUUCCUAGAGACUGCAAUAGCAGAAAAAGAACGCGAAAUACUCGAUUUAAAUAAACACGUUGACAAGUUUACAACUGAAAUAGAAAAACAAAAAAAUAUAAUAAACAAAAUAGAAAUUGACAACAAUGAAUAUGCAGAAGAAUUGAAAACCCAAGUAUUGUAUUUAGGUCAAUUAAAAGAAUGUGAAGAUAAAAUAGAGGAAAAAGACAAACAAAUAAAAGAAUUAGAUAAUAGAAAAAUAGAAAAAGACAAACAACUAACAGAAAAAGACAAACAAAUAACAGAAUUAGGUAAUCAAAUUAAACAGUUAUAUAUUCUAACUAAUUCAAAUAAUACUGAAAUAAAAUCUAAAAAUGUUGAACUCAAAAAAAAACUACAACUAUGUACCACACAAUUAUCUGAACAAACACAAAAAAUAAAUAGAAUAAAUGAAGAAUUAACUCAAAGUUAUAGAUAUAUUACCGAGUUAAAGAGUUCUUUAAACGAUUGUGAAAGUGAUAAAAAAAUAAAAAUUGAUAUAACUGAAACUUGUAAACGAGAAAUAAAUGAAAAACAAAAACAAAUAGAAUUUUUGAAUCUAAAGCGGCUUAAUGAAAAACAUCAACUAGAAGAAACUUACAAAAAUGAACUUGAGAAAUGUAACUACGAAAAACAUGAACUAGAAAAAACCUAUAUGAAACAACUUGAGGAACAAAAACAAGCCCAUCAACGGCAAUAUGAGGAGUUAUUAUCACUCAAAACAAAAGAACUUGAGAAACAUCAACAAGAAGAAGAAACUUAUAAACAACUUCAGGACCAAAUGCUAAAUAAAUAUAAGGAAUUAUUGCGUCAGUUACAAGAACCAAAUUAUUUGGCUAAAAUGUUAGUAGAUGAACUUGCAUCUAUGGAUUUAGUUAAAGAAAAGAUAAUAGAACAACUUGCGGAUUUAUACAAAUAUACAAAAGAAACAAAUUAUGAAGUUAUAAAGAAAGUUUCAUCACAGGAAACAACAAAAACAUCAAAAACAUAUAAAACAACAGAUUCGGGGACAAAACAAAAAGAUGCCAAACAACGAUCAAAAUUAAAUACCCAAGACAGACGAAAAAAUGAAAUAUUGACUCUGAAAAAGAAUCAAAGAGGAAAACAGUUCAUGAAUAGGAGAGGAACAGAUGGAAAGCAAUUGGAAGAGGAAGUUGAUAUUAAUCCAAUAAAUGACACCAGUUCAUCAGUUGAAGGUAAAUUAACAUUUAGAGAUUGA